AUGGGGCUGCCGGUGCGCGACCCUGCACUGGAGGAGCAUCCCAAGGUGAAGGAACUGAGAGCCCUCUCCAGCUGGUCAGAAGGACAUGUUUGGGUCAGUCCUGAGAUGCAUGGUGCUAUCACUGGUACUUUCAAGAACCAGAUUGAUUGGCUUCCUUUGAACACGGGCUCAGUGCGCCCCACACAAGGGAGAACCUGCGUGGUGCUUCAAGUUAAUGGGGGCUCCCAGAGUUUCAACGUCGUCAAUGAGCUUCGACGUCUUGCACGCUGGAUGCGCAUGCCCUGCUGCACCAACCAAUCCUCUGUGGCGAAGGCCUGGCAAGAGUUCGAUGACGAUGGUCGGAUGAAAGAGUCUGACUUCCGUGAUCGAGUGGUUGAUGUCAUCGAAGAGUACUACAAGUUCACCUUGAUCAUGCGGGAGCAUGCGGAUUUCCUAGUGGAUCGCUUCUCAGAGCGGAAGGAGAUUGCGCAGAAGGGCAAGCUGUUGACACAAGCGCAGAAAGAAGCCGCGAAAGCGAAUUCCUGA
Messenger RNA from Cladocopium goreaui, 525 nucleotides. The record is from the annotation of a GenBank genome assembly. Lineage: Eukaryota; Dinophyceae; Suessiales; Symbiodiniaceae.